Molecule: messenger RNA, 6296 nt
Organism: Apus apus (common swift)
Lineage: Eukaryota; Metazoa; Chordata; Aves; Apodiformes; Apodidae
Gene: SOAT1
Product: sterol O-acyltransferase 1
Exons: 16
Coding region: 2901-4556 (551 amino acids)
Biological process (GO): cholesterol efflux; cholesterol metabolic process
Cellular component (GO): endoplasmic reticulum membrane
Molecular function (GO): cholesterol binding; cholesterol O-acyltransferase activity; fatty-acyl-CoA binding
Source: RefSeq, a predicted model, not a curated record
CCCCCGGCGCUAGGCCCGGCUCGCCCCCCCGCCCCGCCCCGGCGCGGUUUUGCCUCGGGGAGGGGGAUGAGCUGUUCCCGCAGGGCCGCGCUGCCCGGGGGGGAAGGCGGGCAGAGCCCCCCGGGGCCCUCAGGGCUGGGGCUGGCGGGCCCGGCGGGGAACGGGGGCCUGGCAGGGAACGGGGGCCCGGCGGGAAACGCUUCCGCGCUCGUUCCGGGCAGUUAGCGGAGAAAGGGACCUUGGCUGCCUGGGCUGGGGUGUGCUCGGAGCCCCGGCAGCGCUUGAAGGAGCUUCUGUCGUUCUCUGCUUUGUUCCCUUCUUUGUUUUUUUGUUUCUUUCUUUCUUUCUUUCUUUCUUUUUCCCUGCUGGGGUGUUUUUUUUUUCGCGCGUGAGCUGCGGAAUGACCUUUUAAACUUGGUUUCUCGGUGCCCUGGCCGGUUUGUUGGGGAGCCGUGCGUGUGGCCUGGCUGUAGCGCUCCGGGGCUGCCUGUUCCUGCCAUUCCCGAGGGGAAAAAAACCCCUUGGGAGAUCUGGAAGGUGCUUGGCUGGAGGUUGUUCUUUAGCAUCAGCUGCAGGUAGAAGAUGUCACCAAGCCUUUUGAGAUGCAAAAGAUAACGCUUCCUGCGGGGUGUUGCUUUUGUUCUGAGGCACGCUUAUAAUUGCCGCUGUUUCGAAAAGGAAGAUGAAGAAGCUCCAGGUUUCACCUGUGCCAUCACGCAGGUCAUGCCUGUCAAACUGGGGGAGUUUCUGCUUGGAAAUCUGGUCAUACGGUACACGUUAGUGGCUGUAGGUGUCCUGCAGGUGAUCAGAGCAGAGUGUUCAGUCCUUGUGAGGAGCAGCUCCCUUUUGUGAAGGGAGUGGUGAACGUUUUGGAGUUAUCCUGGCAUCGCGUAGUGAUUGUUUUUGUUCUAGCAGAGAUUAGAGGAAGGAUCUGAUGCCCUCUUUAAGCACUGAUGUGCUGAUAGUUGCUCAGCUGCUGUAAUGUUAUACCUCUCUUCGUAUGGAAACUGGAAUAGGAAAAACUUUGUUUUCAUCGCUUUUCCCCUCGCACAGUUCUUGUUUCAGUGUGAAAAAGGCUCUGUUGUGAUGGACUUAGCCUGUAUGAGUUGAAUAACUCUUUAAGUUAUUUGCUUUAAUUAGUUUCUCCCAUACGUGAUUUUUCCUUCCUUUUAUCAUGAAACUCUUUGGGUGAGGUACUCUAAUCACUCUGCAUUGGAGAGGAAUGAGUGUCUUUUUCACCUCUGGAGGAACAUGAAAAGUGUACUGAGAAAAGUACUCAACUUGUGGUCCUUUGUUAGAGCUGGAAAACCUGCACCUUUAAGAACAGAUGUGGCUCGUAAGAACAACUGAACUUAGAUCAGGUGGUAGUGGAGAGGCUUGUUAGUGGCCCAGGGAGUAGCUCAUGGGUGUAUGAAUUUAUAAGGCAGCUUGGUUUCCCCCUAUACUGUUCUGUAGACCCUAUUGUAUGAUCAGUUAUCUAUUCUUAUCCUUUGAUAGGGUUUUGGACACCUCCUUGGUGUAAGAGGAGAAACAUUUGUUUGCCUGUCCACAAUCUCCAAAUAGCUGUAAGGCCCAGGGGGGCAAAAUGAUCCAUUGCUCUAACAUGAUGUAGCCAUGUCUGUACGUGGAACCUUGUGGGAAGGCUGGGAAGUGGAAAGAGUUGUGUCUUACUGAGGGCGACCAACUCAUGUUUAAAGGCAGGAGGGUUGCAGCAAUAACUACAGAGCUGGUGAGAAGUGUGUAUGUCCUGCCAGUUACCCUUUCUGUGUCAGUGAGAAUAACUACUGUAGGAAGAUUUACCAUAUUUUUGCCUGCUUCUUUCUGUUCUUCUUGUAAAUGCUUUUUGCAUUGUCUGAAUUAGGGUUGCAUAAGUUAUCAGGUGUCUUAUAAAGCCAGCUAUGAAGUUUGUCAUUUUUAUGGUCUUAGUUUUACAGCUUGUAGACCUGGCUGUGAUCUCCUGGGGCAAGAGGACUUAAGAGAGGCAGUGCUGCAAGAAAUGGUGUUGGUGAUUGAAUUAGUGAUUUGUCAUUUGCAAAAGGGCUUUUUAUCCCUAUGUGCUGUGGUUCUUGAAAGGAGAGGAGGAGACUGUUCUGCUAGAGGGACAAACAUAAGAAGCUGAGGCCUGAAAAUAUCUGAUAAGUCUUACUUCCCUUUUGUAGAAGUGUCAGCCUCAGUAUUCUGGGGAAAUCCAUCCUUAAAUAAUUGUGUUCUACUUCCUUGGCUCAAGUGCAUGAAAUGUCCUUGCCUGUCUCUUAACAGCUCGUCUGUGCUGGUGCAUGUACUCUCUACACUAGCAACAAAACACAUGCCUCAUUAAGAGUGUGUGCCAAGGUGAAAGAUAGAAAAAAAAAAAUCUAAAAAAAGAGAAGUGUUAGUUUGAAAAUAUGUUAACAUCCGUGCCUUUGUGGUUGUCUGGGGUUCCAAUCUUGAAAAUUGUCCCAAAGAGUUUCUUGAGCUGAAUUUCAAGGAGAGUAUGCUGGAAUAUCACUUCAUGGCCGAAUUAGAAUCCCUUCUUCCCUUUUUAAUUGAAUGAGAAUUUUCUGGUUUCAGCCCGGCUGUGGUGAUUCAGGUGUGUCCUGCUAACAGCUCUGUCCCCAGCAGUGACCUUUGUCAUUGAAUCAGGCGCAGUUCAAACCUGGUUCUCUCUUCCUGUUUUUCCAUGGUUUGCACUGCAGCCGUUGUCUGCAGAGUACAAGGAUCUAUUGAGGAAGCUGCUCUUUCAGUGAGCUCUGAAAACGUGUCAGGAAGGGGCCUGGCUCAGGCAAAAUAAUGGGAGUGAUUCUGCAAAGCAAACCUGCCAGAUCUCUCUGAAGACAAAUUUUGCUGUCAGACUGACUGUCGGAAAGAAUUUGCGAGGGCUUUUUGGACUUCUGGUUUCACAAAGGUUUAUCUAGGCAACAAUGGCAGGUGAAGACUGUGCAAGAAAACGCCCGUCUGGCUCCACUAAAACCUGCAAGACCCCUGAAAAUGAAGAAACACAGAGGAGACCUGAGAAUGACAGGUCAUUUCAAAACUCAAGCAAUGGCCGGGUUGAUGUCGACCAUGUGAUUACAAGGAAAAUGCAGCUAAUAGCAGAAGCUGAGCAAUUGAAGCCAGCUUUCAUGAAGGAAGUGGACAGUCACUUCACAGAGUUUGUGAACAGUUUCGUAGCAAAAUCUGCACUCCUCGACUCGUCAUCUUCAGCCUCCCUCUUCCCCGCUUCCUGCUCAGAGAAGGAACUGCACAAAGCCAAGACCCUAAGGGCUCCCCCAGAACAUGGAAAGAUCUUUACUGCCAGAAGGUCCCUCUUGGAUGAGCUGUUUGAAGUGAGUCACAUCAGGACAAUCUACCACAUGUUCAUCGCUCUUCUCAUUGUCUUCAUCCUCAGCACACUUUUAGUAGACUUCAUUGAUGAAGGAAGGCUGGUCCUAGGAUUUGAUCUUUUGGUCUUUGUUUUUGGGAAGUUCCCAGUUGUCUUCUGUACUUGGCUGUGCAUGUUCUGUGCCACAGUUACCAUUCCAUACAACCUUUUUGUUUGGUGGGCCCAAGGCUACAGCAGCUCCUCCCAUCGUGUUGUCCACUCUCUCUUCUAUGGGAUGUUGUUCACGCUCUUCCAAACAGCUGGGCUUGGAUUUGGACCAACCUAUAUUGCUGUAUCAUACGCCCUGCCUCCAGCUUCCCGUUUCAUUGUAAUACUGGAACAGGUUCGUCUUGUUAUGAAAGCUCAUUCGUUUGUCCGGGAGAAUGUGCCCAGGGUCCUGUCCUCUGUGAAGGACAAGUCUGGCACAGUACCUAUUCCUAGAAUUUCCCAAUACCUGUACUUCCUCUUUGCUCCCACCCUUAUCUACAGAGACAACUAUCCCAGGAAUCCCACGAUAAGAUGGGGCUAUGUAGCUACCAAGUUUGCACAGGUGCUUGGCUCACUUUUCUAUGCCUACUACAUCUUUGUGAGGCUGUGUAUUCCUCAGUUCCGCAACAGUAGCCAAGAAACCUUCAACCUUCGAGGGCUGGUCCUCUGCAUCUUCAAUUCCAUUCUGCCAGGUGUACUGAUCCUCUUCCUGGUUUUCUUUGCAUUCCUUCACUGUUGGCUCAACGCGUUUGCUGAGAUGCUGCGCUUUGCAGACAGGAUGUUCUACAAGGACUGGUGGAACUCCACUUCCUAUGCAAACUACUACCGAACCUGGAACGUGGUAGUACAUGACUGGCUCUAUUACUAUGCCUACAGGGACUUCCUCUGGUUUUUUGGUAAGAAGUUCAGAGCAGCAGCUAUGCUCUCUGUCUUCACAGUAUCAGCUGCUGUGCACGAAUAUGUUCUGAGCAUCUGCUUUGGCUACUUCUAUCCAGUUCUCUUUUGCCUGUUCAUGUGCUUUGGAAUGGUCUUCAACUUCAUCCUUAACGACCGUCGGAAGGGGCCCAUCUGGAAUGUGAUCAUGUGGACGUCCCUCUUCCUGGGCCAAGGUGUCAUCAUUUGCCUCUACAGCCAGGAGUGGUAUGCCCGCCAGUACUGCCCUGUGGAAAAUCCCACUUUCCUGGACUACUUAAAACCACGUUCAUGGUCAUGUCAUACGAAGAUGUAAAGAAAAAAAAUGCUCUGGCCAUGUCAUCAUCAAAGAAGAUCAGACUUGUCCUCCAAGUCUUUGGACCAAUGACCUAACUCACUGGACUUUUUCUAAGGGAAAAUGUGCCUCCUGGUUACUGGGGAGAAACUGUAAUUUUUGUAACUUUACUGAGGCAAACCAGUUGACCUGGAUUGCAACGAGCUUCACAGGCAGCAUCUCCUACGUGCUGUCCCACUUGGAGCCAUUUCCAUGCCAGUAAAACAUUGAGCUGAAGGUGGAGUCUGCUGGAAUCCUACUCAACCAGGGGUUCUCCCAAGUUGCUGCUCUUCUGGACAAGAGAUACAACCCAGUCAGAUUUGCUUGUAGCUCAUUGCUGGUGUCCGUCCAUUUUCCUUAGCCAUCCCUUUGCAAUGUUUUUCUGCCUUUUGGAAAUGGGAUGUCUACAAAACAUAUUUGUGCUCCUGUCUGCUGCUAUGACACAGACAGGUGGCAGAGCAACAGGGAAUUUGCCUCCUUGCUCUGCAAAUACCCAAAGUAUUCCCAGGUGGCUUUUAACUGCAUCCUAUGUGUGUUGGCUGCCUUCAGAUUCAAAAUGGGCAGAGGAAGAAGGGAAUUGCCAGUUUACUGAUGGCUACGUGAGAGAAUCAGGUUCAGAAGCAGGACACAGUGUGUGCAGUUUUUAUAUGACUUGGUACACUGAAUAUUGGUUGUUUUCUCUGUAUUGAUUAAGUUCCCAACUGACUUACAACGUUGUUCUCUGAAGGUUCUUGUGGCCUGAGGAAUAAUUUGUUUACUGUAGCUCUUCCUUUCUCUUGCUCUUGAUAAUCAGUUCUUUCAACAGUUGUAAAAGAGCCUUGGCUUUAAUUUGGCAGGUUCUUCAAGGUAUGCAAGUUGUUAAGGCUUCCUUAAGUGAGAAAGAUGAGGAAGAAAUACCCAGCUGUAAGAAAAUGCAGGUGCCUGGUGCAUUCUUAUCUGAAAUGGCUGCGUCCAUGUGCCAAGCUGUCUCUGUGCCUCUGGCCAAUGUGUGUUGCGUCAGCAGCUUCUGACACCCUGGGUGGGACAAAAGGGUUGAUGCAGUGGCUUUUUCAUCUGCCUAUGUCUGCUCCUCAGGUGAAGACCAGUUUCUUAGGUAUUGCCCUCCUCUUUCUGAAGACAUUGGACAUCCUCCCAUCGUGCUGUUAGAGGGAGAAGUGUUACGUGAAUUGGAUGUUUCAGUAUCUAUUAAUUGGGCAUUCCUUCAGGAUCCUUGUUCUGCCAGAUGCUCAUCACAAAAAGGAGCUUGCAGAAUGUCUGGGAAUGUCUCUCUCCAGUCCUACUGGAAGGACAGCUCUCGUUAUUGGAGAGGGAGGGUCACCUGAUGGAGGCCCCUUCAUGUUGCUGACAGGGAUUUCUGAAUUAGUAAUAUGUUCUUUAUUGACACAUUUAAUAGAAGCAUUUACUUCCUGUCCUUUAGCCUACAUAUCGGAUACCAGCAGUAUUGGGACUAUUGAUGGACUUGUCUCCCAGUCCACUUAGGACUGUCUUUUGGGCCUCUUGUUUUUCCUCAUCUGAAUCAAAAGUAACUUCAUGAAAGUUAAACUCCUCCAGGGAACAUUCUGUCAGGUCAGAUUUGCCCAACACAGUGUUUGCUUGUGUGGGUCUUCUCUAUGUCCUCCUAGAACUCGUUUGUUGAACAAGUGGGGUCCCUGUCUGAGAGAAGAGGUGAUGUAUGUACUGAAAUUUGGCAGUAUUUGUAUAUAAACAUAACUGAGAAUGAAA